Arabis nemorensis is the source of this 1338-nucleotide messenger RNA. Lineage: Eukaryota; Viridiplantae; Streptophyta; Magnoliopsida; Brassicales; Brassicaceae. The record is from the annotation of a GenBank genome assembly.
AUGGGGAAAGAAAAUGCCAUGUCUCGUCCUGUCACUCGUGCCUUUGCGUCUGCUUUGCGUGCUUUAGAAGUGACUUCUACUACACAGAAUCAACAGAGACCAAACACAAAAAGACCAGCCUUGGAGGAUGAGAACGCCACUGCACCAAAGAAGAUGAAGCGAGAGGUUUUAGGGGAUAUCUCAAAUGUUAGCUUCAAUGCAGCUAAACUUGAGGCCAAAAACGUCAAGCAGGUAAAGAAGGGACUAGGAAAGGGAUUGGCGAGUACAUCUUCUGUUACUUCAGGAGUCACAGAUCUUCAGUCUGGGAUUGAUGCAAAAGUAGUUGUUGUACCAAUUGAAGCAGGAAACCUGUCUCUUUGUAAAGGCAUAAAUGACACAGCUGAUAACUGUAUUGAGAACUGGAAUUUCAGAUUGCCUCCAAGACCUCUUGGGAGAUUAGCUUCUACAGUUGAGGAAACUGCUGUUAUUGGUUGUUCAACUGUACCGGAUAUCCCAAAAUUUGUAGACAUUGAUUCAGAUGACAAGGAUCCUUUAUUGUGCUGCCUCUAUGCCCCUGACAUCUACUACAAUAUUCGUGUUUCAGAGCUUAAACGCAGACCAUUUCCUGACUUCAUGGAGAGAAUACAGAAGGAUGUUACUCAGUCCAUGCGGGGGAUUCUGGUUGAUUGGCUUGUGGAGGUGUCUGAGGAAUACACACUUGUACCCGACACUCUCUACCUUACAGUGUAUCUCAUAGACUGGUUCCUCCAUGGAAACUACGUGGAAAGACAGAGACUUCAACUGCUCGGCAUCACUUGCAUGCUAAUUGCCUCGAAGUAUGAGGAAAUCUGUGCGCCACGCAUUGAAGAGUUCUGCUUUAUCACGGAUAACACCUACACAAGAGCUCAGGUCCUGGAAAUGGAGAACCAAGUACUUAAGCAUUUUAGCUUUCAAAUAUACACUCCCACUCCAAAAACGUUCCUUAGGAGAUUUAUCAGAGCAGCGCAAGCCUCUCAACUGAGUCCUAGUCUUGAAAUUGACUUUCUAGCCAGCUAUCUAACGGAAUUGACAUUAAUAGACUACCAUUUCUUGAAGUUUCUUCCUUCUGUCAUCGCUGCUUCAGCUGUUUUUCUUGCCAAGUGGACAUUGAACCAAUCAGACCACCCAUGGAAUCCAACACUUGAGCAUUACACAACGUACAAAGCAUCAGAUUUGAAAGCACCUGUUCAUGCCUUGCAAGAUUUGCAGCUCAACACCAAAGGUUGUCCCUUGAGCGCUAUACGCAUGAAGUAUAGGCAAGAAAAAUUCAAAUCAGUGGCAGUUCUCACAUCUCCAAAACUACUUGACACGUUAUUCUGA